AUGGCAGUGGAGAAAAGGUUAGAUGAGUCUUUAAGGGACUACAUUAGGAGGUUCAACAAUGAAACAAACACAAUUCCAAAGUUACAACAGGAGAUUGUAGUUAUGGCGUUGAUGAACGACCGUAACAAUUGUGAGUUCAAACACUACUUGACAUGGAAGAGUCUCCCGACAUUAGUAGCGGCCUUUAACAAGGCUCAUGAUUACAUAAAAAGUGAAGAGUUGUUGAAGACAAGUAAUAGAGCUAUGCCAAUAGAUAAAAAUCAACAUCCGUCUGAUGAAACAACGUCUGGAAGUAAUAGGUCGAGAGCCCCAAGUCCGGUGAGAGGGGGUGGAAGCCGGCAUGAAGUAAAAGGUGCAAGAGAACCGGCACGGUACAAUAAUUUUACCCCUUUGAACACGCUGAGGGCCGCUAUUUAUUUGGUGAAUCAGAAUAGAGAAGAUUGGUUGAAAGAUAACAUAGAAGAGCUGAUAAGAAUAGGGUAUCUAACUCAAUAUCGUCUGCAUUCGGGGGGAGGUCAGCCACCCAUACCUUUUCGUCAGAUAGAGUACCAGCAACCAGAGAUUAGAAAUGAUAGGCAGCAAGGCGGGAUGAACCAACAGGGAGAUGGGAGGCAGCCCCCAUUAUCAUCCGGAAAGAACAUUGUAGUUGAUGUGAUUACUGGCGGGCUAGUGCAUGAGGGAACGACAAGCGGAGCAAGAAAGAGUUUGUCUAAACAUCGGCAUAUAGUGAAUCCGCUGGAUGUUGACAACCGUUCUCGGCCUUCUGAUAUUCCUAGCGUCACCUUCACAAAAGGGGAUGCAAGGGGAAUUGUUUUUCCUCGUGAUGAUCCUCUGGUGUUGAUUUUUAUGAUAAAUGGGGCUGAGAUAAAGCGAGUUUUAGUUGAUGGCGGAAGCUUUGCGAAUAUCUUAUUUAUGAAGGCCUUUGAUGCAAUGAUGAUAGGCAGGCAAUACCUAACAAAGGUCGCUUAUCCUGUGAUUGGGUUUAAUGGCUCGACUGUAAGGCAAUAG
Messenger RNA from Chenopodium quinoa (quinoa), 1008 nucleotides. RefSeq lists its product as uncharacterized. The record is from RefSeq and is a predicted model, not a curated record. The transcript is spliced from 2 exons. The coding region runs from base 1 to 1008 and encodes 335 amino acids. Lineage: Eukaryota; Viridiplantae; Streptophyta; Magnoliopsida; Caryophyllales; Amaranthaceae.